Physcomitrium patens is the source of this 3846-nucleotide messenger RNA. RefSeq names its product protein MID1-COMPLEMENTING ACTIVITY 1. Gene Ontology annotation, biological process: cell surface receptor signaling pathway. Lineage: Eukaryota; Viridiplantae; Streptophyta; Bryopsida; Funariales; Funariaceae. The record is from RefSeq and is a predicted model, not a curated record.
UCCAAUAAGUACGAGCUUAUCGAUGGGAUGAGCUAUGGCGUGAGGCAUUGCCAGCGGAGGAUUUUGUUGAUGUGCGGAUGGGAUAUGGCGAAGCCCGUAGUUCAUCAAUCAUUCUCCCACUCUCUUUCCCUGCACUUUGCAGAUCAAAUUAUUACCGGCACCACGGCGGCGAUCUAUCAUCCCGCUUCAAUCAACAACCUUGACGCUACGCACCGAUGCUGCGCAAUUGUGAGGUGAACUUGUGAAUCUUAACGCCUGUACAUACAGUGAACGAGAUCAUUGUGGCAUUGCGACGAGACGGUGUUAUAGUGCGGAGAGAAGACAGUACUGUCGUUGCGUUGAUGGAUGUGGUGGGACCUCCCUACAGUUGUAGACGUAGUGAGGGAUUUUGGCGACAACGAUGUACUCAUGGCUUUCGGAUUUUGUUGCUUUGGUUUUGAUAGUCUGGCUUCUUGUACAAGAGAACCCACGCAACUCAUAAUUGCGACCUUUGUCGCUAAUGCUCGUGACGCGAUAGGACCUGGCUAUGGCGUCUUCUUGAAUCUUUGAAAUCUGCAAACCAGGCAAGGUGUAUGAGGGAUGUGUUUUGCACGCAUGGCAGCUGAAGGUCUGCUCAGAAAGUUUGUCACGGAGUGUAGGUCCCUGCAGAAAUGGCUUGAAGUGUAAGUGCCAUUUCUGGCCAGGCUUUCGUUUGAAGGUACUCAAAGGGAGUAGGUGUAGGGGCGGUGUGUAAGAGUCUGAAAACAACAUUUACUUGACAGAGGAAGCAACUUCGUCUUGUAGAGAAUGUGUGGAUGUUAUGCGAGAUAGAACCCCGCAUCUCUCUCUUAUAUUUUUGUUUUUAUUUUUCGUUUCGUGAAUCAAAAGAAACGUAGUGGAAUUAUUGUCAGUUCCAUUCCCUAUCUGGAGUGUAAUUUUGAGAGAGUCGCUCUCGGAGUUCUGAGAUUCUUCAAUAUUAUGUAUUUUUUGGCGUGGAUGACAGUUCCGAUUGUGCUAUUUUAAGAGCAGUUUAGGAGAUGCUUCAUUUUACUGCAGAUCAGGAAGAAGUCAUGACUGCAGUCGGUUUAGCCUUGGAUCACAAGUCUAAACCUCGUCCGAUUCACUCCUAGAUCUUGUUUGUGGAGAGGAAGUUGAGAGCUGCGCAUUCAGUAUGCUUCAAUGAACAUGAAAUUUUCUAGUGAAAGCUGAGAAGGCUCUUGAAUAGGCGGAGAGGACUCUUCAAGUUUGCGGUCACAAUGGCGGCCUUGUUCAAUUGGAUGCCGUGGCUCGCGUUGGGUGACGUUGCCAGCUUCGGUCAGCUUGCUGGCAUAAAUGCAGUGCAGCUAAUUGCAAUGAUUGUGAAAGCCGCCAACAACGCACGUAUGCACAAGAAGAACUGCCGACAAUUCGCACAACACCUCAAAUUGAUUGCCAACUUGCUGGAGCAGCUCAACCUCACGGAUCUUAAAGAGCGUCCCGAGUGCCGGGAGCCGCUGGAGCACCUAGAGCAAGCGCUGCGCAAGGCGGUCGUGCUUGUGGAAAGCUGCCGUGACAAAAGCUACUUGUAUCUUGUGGCCAUGGGGUGGAUGUACGUCACCAAGUUUCGCGACUACCAGGACGAAAUCGACAAAUAUCUCAAGCUCAUUCCUCUCAUCUCCCUCGUUGAAAAUAGUCGGGAACGUAUCCGGGCAAUUGUUAAAGAUAAACGGUCGUACACGAUGGAACGUUCAGAUGUUAAGGUGCAAGAGACACUUUUGAAGCCCGAGCACACUCGGAGAGAUUCCAUGCGAUUAUCACGACAACUGUCACGCCGCUACCCUGGUAUGCCCUUAGACAUCGCUUUGCGGGAAGAAAAUGCUAAGUUGCAGAAGGAGCUGGAACACAUGAGGGCAUGCAUGGAGCUAGAAAAAUGCGGCGUGAUUGAGCACUUGAUAGACUUCACAGAAGCUGCUGCAGCUGACCCGGUAAUCCUUGCAGAGGCCAUGGCCGAAAUACCUGAAGAGGAUAACGAGGAGGAAGAGAGACAUCGGAAACCUCACACCAGGACCGAAGUGGUGGAGUCAUCUAAGCGCCAUAUGAAACAUCUAAAACCGUCGUUGCAAGGCUUCCCUUCUGAUUACCAGCAGAUGAUUGUGUGCGAUGAAGUGGCUAGGAAAGAUUUGCCCUGCAACAGCGUUUAUAGCAACUAUUAUGUCAAAGACUGGCGCUAUGACCUUUUCGACUGCUGCGUUGACCCCUGCUUGUGUAUCGAAACUUUCUGCUAUCCUUGCGGGACGUUUACUCUUGUUGCAAGUUCAGUUACAGAUGGCGGCACUUCUGAAGACUCUGCAUGCAGUCAACUGGCGUUUCACUCACUCUACGGUGGGUGCUGUUGUUACACUUCUUGCAUACGAAGAAAGGUCCGUCGCCGAUUCGAUAUCCCAGGUGAUUGUUUUAGCGAUUAUUGGGCGCAUGUCUGCUGCUGCUGUUGUGCUGUUUUACAAGAGCUCCAUGAGCUUCGUUUCCGGGAGAAGCAAGAAAGGACCAUGAAAGAACCACCCUCAGAACAGGAGAUGGAGGGUUAUAGAUAACUUUCGUGCUGCUCGUUAGAACUGCUGCCCAUUAGGGAAUAUUCUUCAAGCUACGACUUCUCAUUGCACCAAGAACAAUGUCAAUUGUAAAAUCGAGAGGUGAAGCCAUCCCACAACAAUAUUCAUGUUUCUUCGACUAGGGUCCCAUUAUCGUCCAGGGAGAACCUAAGAUCCAAUCUUGCGGUGCUCAACAGUUUCUCUAAAAUUUGCUUCUUACCAUUGAUAUGAAAGGAAACAAGUACGAAUUUGCUUUCAUGACUAGUUGGCAGAGGAGCAACUAUUUGGGGUAAACUAUGAAAACCGUUCACCACAGUCCGGUUGGUUGCUCCGUUCAUCUCAAAUUCACCACAUGACUAUCGCAAAUUCAAUGAUGGAAGGAAUGAGAUGGAGUUCGCAAGAUCGCGGAGUUUUCAUCAUUCCUUUGUGCUGGCGAUAAAUCUGAGACUAUACGAACUAAUGUGUAUUCUGUAUCGACUCCGAUAACCCAGAGAUAGAACCUGCUUGCUAAACCAGACAUGACCACUAAUUCCAUUAGAAAAGACACUCUUGCCUCUUGGAUGCUCUCAACUGUGAUUAACGCUGGUGACUCGCUUUGUUAAGUUGCUCUCUCCAUGAGCACUCCGCGAUCUUGCGGAGUUUAGCCUUCGAUGCCAGAUUACAGCUUACCAUGAUAUACGACCAUAGUUAGAGCUAGUUUGUGGUCACCUUGUCUCUGUAUUUCGAAUUCUACUGCGGAUCUCUGCAUACCUUUUUCAGUUCACUGGUGCAUUGAGAGUGUGGAAGGAUGGGGGAAAAAUCUUCGUUGGAAUAUAUUACGACGAGAAACAUGUGGGGGAGGAUUUCAAGUCUGAAGGCACUUGAACGCUAUCUGAUACCUGUCAGAAGUCCAGCCAUGUUAACCUGUGUCAAGAGCUACUCAGUGAUGUUCAUGUUGUUUAUGACUCUGUUUCAACAACCACCAAAAGUUUCAACCUGUAAGAUAGUACAUGCCAACUUUGUAAGAAGGUGAUCAAAACGAUGAACCAUACUUUGUUUUAGGUUUGAUUGUAAUUUUUUAUUCAUUUUACUAUAGUUAACGUGGAUUGUGGAUCAAUUGCUGGUCGUUAGAACCUUAUUAAAUAUUAUGACCCUACUUUUAUUCAAAAUAGCACAUUCUUGGCUCAAAGCUCAUUGUAGAAGCUGUAGCUUUAAAAUUUGAUAGAUUGUACAUAUAUCAUAAGAAAUCAGAAACAUUGUUGUUGCAAUCAAAAUAUUUCAUUCAAGUUUUCUAAUAAAUAUUGCCUUUUAUUUUUUUUUA